Labrus bergylta (ballan wrasse) is the source of this 2019-nucleotide messenger RNA. RefSeq names its product TRAF3 interacting protein 2-like (gene traf3ip2l). Gene Ontology annotation, biological process: positive regulation of canonical NF-kappaB signal transduction; humoral immune response. NCBI's taxonomy places the organism in Eukaryota, Metazoa, Chordata, Actinopteri, Labriformes, Labridae. The record is from RefSeq and is a predicted model, not a curated record.
AGUGAAUACAACAUUUGUCAAGUGCCUCAAUCUUUCAUCUGACUCGGGAGCAGACAUCACAUGAGAGGUACAUGUUUGUACUCACCUGGACGUCGUUUUAGGGUUUAUCUUUUCUCUGGGUUUUUUUUUUUCACGUUAAAUCAGUGAACGCGCACGAGACUCACUCACCUGUGGAUAUACAGCAGCGACGAGUUUAAGGAACAGCUUUAAACCGACACACAUGGACGUCAGGAGGUCCAGUGAUGCUGCCCGCUUCAGUCCACUCAGCUUCAGCACCAUAUAGUCACGUCAGCCAGCUGAGCAGGUACCUGAGCAGUCACAACACACCUGAGGAGGACGAUGAGACAAUGAGUAUGGAGGAGCGAGAAGCCAGAGUCCUCCAAAAGCCAGACUCUACCCUCCACCCAGAUCACCCCAUCUUCCCCGAUGAGUCCAUGUUCAGCCGACACAGAGCUCAGGAACAUGCUCACCCUCCACCCGGCCCAAGCUUUAACAUGUAUCAGCAUCCUGGCAGUCUGCCUGCAGGGUACAGCCAGCCCACGCCAUUCCCUAGCCAGGCCAAUAACUCCUGGCUCCACCCGAGCCUCGCCAGCAGCUGGUCGGGUUAUCCCAGCAGCCUCCAGUCCUGCAGCCUGAGCCAGAAAGAUUUCUCCAGCUGCUCCGGGGAGAGCUGUCUAUCUGGGUGUAAAUCUGUGUUACUCCCAAGUAGAAACAGCUCCAUUAUGAGCAGCUUAGAGCAGCCACUAUCUCUGUGCUCCAACCCGCCCUCAGCCAACCUGUACCACCACACGCUGCCACCGUACUCCUGCUCGCCACAGGGAGCUGCAUGCUGUGCUCAGUGUCCUGCAGACGAAUUCAACAGGGGGCCGAUGACCAGCAAACAACCCUGGCCUCCAUAUCAGCAGGGUAACAGUCAGCACUACCCCGGUGACUACAGACUGCCUGGAACUCGAUACACACACAUUGGUUUCAAACCUCCUGCUGCAGAGAAGCAGCCUCAGGGCAGCAUGCCACUAUCUCUGGAGCAGAGGAGGGUCUUUGUCACUUAUGAAGCUGACAAUGACAAGCACGUCAACGAGAUCAUCAACUUUGUUGCUCUGCUACGACACAACGGCUUCGAUACGCACAUUGAUCUUUUCGAGCAGCAAUUCAGGAGUAUCAGCAAGAUAGACUUCAUGGAGAGAUACCUCAGUGAGAAAGAAUACCUGAUCAUCAUCAUCAUCAGCCCAAAGUACUACGAGACGGUGACGGCCUCACCUGUCGGUGUGGAGAACGACGAGAGGACCUUCAACACCGUCUACAUCCACAAACAGCUCCAGAACGAGUUCAUCCAGAAUGGCAGCAAGAAUUUCAGGUUCAUUCCCAUCGUGUUCCCCGGGGCCAAAAAGUGUCAUGUCCCCAACUGGCUCCAGAACACACACGUGUACGCCUGGCCGCGCGAUCGAGACGACAUCCUGCGGAGACUGAUGAGGGUGGAGAAGUACAACCCUCCGCCUGUCGGGGAACUACCCACCAUCGUCUCCAUCCCCAUAUAGACCCCUGAUCUCUGAGCCCAACACACAAAGACCUGAACUGUUUGCUGCUCCUUAUCGAGGUGAACGCCUGGAGCAUGUGAAUGAUUUUUUUAUUUUCUUUUACUUCUUGAGUGUGAGUUGUGAUGUUUCAGGUGUUGUGUGAACUUGUCUCCUGAGUUGUGUUUGUUACAUAAUAUAAUGAGUUCUUUUAAAAGGCAUGUGACGCACAGAAAGAGCCGGUUUAUUAAUGAAAUGUUUAUUCUCUGCAGUUCCUCAAAGUGCAUCACACGGUAUGUUUUAACCUGCCUGCAGUCUGUUAAACCAGCUACAACACCACGAGUCACUUGAACUUGUGCUACUCACAUCACCUCUGCAGCCCAUUACAUGUUUAGCUUUUUAAAAGCACAAUAUUAAGGUCCUGCAUGUCGUAGCAAAUGAAAACUGUUUUUAUUAAGAUUCACGUGUGCAUGUGCUGUUUCAUUAAAUACUUGACAGAUGAAAUGAA